AUGCUCCGCGAGAAAAACAAUAGCCAAGGCCUCAUCGAGCUCCAGUACUUGCGCAACUCUACCGACAACCUGACCGCUUCGACUGUCGUGACCAACACGUUCUCGCAUAUCGGCUUGGUCGUUCCGGACGUGAAUAAGACGCAGACGCGCAUGGAGAAGUUUGGCAUCGAGAUCCUCAAGCGUGUCGACGUGGUCGCUGCUUUUGACUCCCCCACAGCAUACGCAUUUGGCCUUUCAACUGACGCCGUUGGAGACAACAUGACGGAAGCGAAUAAUAUCAUGAACGGAGUUAAUCGCUCUGGCUUAAAUAUUUUUUUCAUCAUUGCUGAUCCAGAUGGAAACGUGCUUGAGAUCCAGCAGCAGAACUGA
Rhinocladiella mackenziei CBS 650.93 is the source of this 369-nucleotide messenger RNA. RefSeq lists its product as uncharacterized. The record is from RefSeq and is a predicted model, not a curated record. Bases 1 to 369 code for a protein of 122 amino acids. Lineage: Eukaryota; Fungi; Ascomycota; Eurotiomycetes; Chaetothyriales; Herpotrichiellaceae. The transcript has a single exon.